Molecule: messenger RNA, 5876 nt
Organism: Astrephomene gubernaculifera
Lineage: Eukaryota; Viridiplantae; Chlorophyta; Chlorophyceae; Chlamydomonadales; Astrephomenaceae
Source: the annotation of a GenBank genome assembly
CAUCAGAGCUCAAAGCUUCAAGUGUUUGGUGCUCAUUACACACAUGCUUUGCUAAUGCAGUAAUUCACGCUAUUGUACGUUCGCCAAACGUGGGGCUAUUCGUCAAGUUGUUCUAUAACGACGCAUCAAACUAAUUAGCAGCACAAGGUAAAAGUAAAGAAAGCACAACAUGAGUGCACCUGGCCCCAAGGCCCAGGAUGUGCUUCCGGCACCAGAGGAGGUCAUUGCAAGUCGCGCAGGCGACGUGCUAAUUAAGCACACGACGCUUAAGGCAGACCAUUUUCCAAGCUGUCACAACACCAAGCUCGUACCUAUCAUAGACGGCGCUCCCAAUUUCCGCCAGAUCCCCGGCGUGCCAAUGUACGGAGUGGCCAUUCCAACGGUCACCGGUGUCCGAUCGGCGCUCAAUGCUGUUGGUGCCAACAAAGGCGCCCGCAAGGUGUACUGGCAGAACCUGCGCGAGGAGCCGCUGGUGUUCAUCAACGGACAGCCCUUCGUGGUUCGCGAGGCGGACCAGCCCUUCUGCAAUCUGGAGUACACGGGCAUCGACAGGAGCCGAGUGGAGGACAUGGAGAGGAGGCUCAAGGAAGACAUUCUCCGCGAGGCUGCGCUGUUCGGCAACCGCAUCCUGGUGAAGGGCGAGAACGAGGACCUCUCGCUCUUCGACAGCUGGGAGCCCGUCACGGCGGCGGACGUGCAGACGCCCAACGAGGUGUACGCGGAGCUGCGGGCUGACGGCUACCACAUCAACUACCUGCGGAUUCCCAUCACGGAUGAGAAGGCGCCCAAGGACUCUGACUUCGACAUGCUCAUCAGCCGCAUGUGGCCGCACCUGGGCACCUCCGCCUUCAUCUUCAACUGCCAGAUGGGCCGCGGGCGCACCACCACCGGCACCAUCAUCGGCACCCUGCUCUACCUGCGCAAGCUGGGGGCCUUCCCAGCUGCAGGGGCAGCAGGGGCGGGGGCGGGAGCAGCUACCUGCCCAGCUGCUGCCGCCGCCGCGGCCAUCCCCGCCUGGUUCCCAGCCGCCCUGGCCGCCGCCCCGCCGGUGGGGGAGCAGACGCGGGACAAGCUCAAGUGGGGGAUGUACGACGUGGUUCGCAGCUUGCUGAGGGUGUUGGAGAACGGCGUGGCGGGCAAGGCGGUGCUGGAUGCGGUGAUCGACCACUGCAGCCAGAUGCAGAACCUGCGGGAGGCCAUCGGCUCCUACCGCAGCCGCUUCCUGAAGGAGAUGCGCGAGCGGCAGAGGGAGUCGGUGCUGGCAGUGUGCCUGGAGUACCUGGAGCGCUACUACAUGCUCAUCGCCUUCGCCUCCUACCUCUACUCGCCCGCCUUCAACCCGGAGCUGCCCACGCAGGCCAGCUUCGCGGACUGGAUGAGCUCGCGACCCGAGCUCAGGAGUAUCCUGAUGCGCCUGCUCCGCCGCAACUCCAUGGCAGCUCUGGACCUGCAUGUGCCCGCGGAGGUGGCGGCGGGGGGGGUGCCGCCCUCCCUGCUGCUGGGGGGCGGGGCCGGCGGCAGCAGCGGGGCUGUGGCGGGGCCGGCGGCAGGGGGCAGCAGCAGCGAUGUGGUGGCGGCGAGGAGCGGUGCAGUGCUGGGCCCCUUCACCAUCCUCAAGGAGGACCAGUUCCCCGGCAUGCGCUCCCCCAAGAUCCCGCAGCCCAUUGAGGGCGCGCCCAACUUCCGCGGCCUGCCCGGCAUGCCCAUCUUCGGAGCGGGCAUGCCCUCCAUUGAGGGCAUCGUGGCGGUGCUGAGGGUCGUGAGCGGCUCCACCUCCCCCACCGCCUCCAAGCGCGUGCAUGCGCUGUGGAUCAACAUGCGGGAGGAGCCCGUCGUGUACAUCAAGGGGCGGCCCUUCGUGCUGAGAGAGGAGCGCCGCCCCCUGAAGAACAUGGCGGAGUACGCGGGUAUUGAUGCGGAGCGGGUGGCGCAGAUGGAGGAGCGGCUGAAGCGGGAUGUGCUGGCGGAGGCUGAGAAGUUCGGCGGGCGCAUCCUGCUUGCCUUCGAGGCGCAGGACAGCGGACACCUGGGCGAGCUGAGCGACGUGUGGGAGGCCAUCGAGGGGCCGCAGGACGUGAUGACCAGCGCCGAGGUGUACGGCGCUCUGGCCAGCCAGGGGUUCGCGGUCAAGUACUUCCGAGUGCCGGUGACGGAUGGCACCUCGCCGUCGGCGGGUGACUUCGAGUCCAUCCUCCGUUCCAUCCUGGACUGGGGUUUGGAGAACCCGGUCAUCUUCAACUGCCAGCUCGGCAUCGGCCGUACGACAACCGGCAUGGUGAUCGCCGGCCUGGUGCACCUGUACUCCACCGGGUCGCUGGCAUGCGGGGCCGCGACCCAUGGGUCAGCAAUUGACGGCAUGGAUGAUGAGGCCUUCCACCGCUUCAUACUGGAGGGUGUGAGUCCCCGCAGUGACGCCGAGGAGGAUGCGGACGGCGAGCACCGGGACGAGGAGGACGAGCGGGAACCCAAGAUCUGGGACCUGAGUCCGGAGGAGUUGGAGCUGCAGCGCUCUCUGGCGGGAGGUGGCUACGUGGGGGUGCGCAGGGUGGCCCGCUUGCUGGAGGAGGGGGACGCCGCCAAGGCGGUGGUGGAUCAGAUCAUUGAUGCGGCCUCCGACGUUAUCAACCUGCGGGUGGCAAUCAUGAAGUACCGCAAGCCCCGCAGCUCCUACAAGUACAUCCGCCCCGAGAUGCAGCAGCGCCACGCGGCCUUCAAGCGCGGCUCGGCAUACCUGCAGCGCUACGUGCAGCUGAUUGCGUUCUCCUCCUACCUGGAGCACGUGGGGCCGGAGAGCGCAUCCUUUGUGGACUGGUUGGCAGCACGACCCGACCUCAAGGCUGCCUUUGCCGCCAUCCACGACAACCCCGGUGCCGCGUUGGAGCCCGUUCCCGUGACCAAACUGCCAUCCGUGUACAAGGGCAUGGUGAGCGAGGACGGCGGCGAGGGCGGUGUGGUGGACCAGCGAGCAGUGCUCUCCCGGCGCAAGGGGCGCACCCUAACCAAGCGCACCAUCCUCAAGUCCUACCAGCUGCCCCCCGCAUCGGCUGAAGAGGGGGAGGAGGAGGGGGAGCUGCUGCCACAGCAAGUGCGAGCAGGACCCUUCCCCGUGCUGUGCGUGGGCAACGUGCCCUCCUCUGAGCUCGCCGCGCUGCUCCGUCACCUGGGCGCCGCACCCCCACCGGAUUCCGAGUCGUCCUCUCGGCGCCGUCACAGUCACCGUCGUACGGCACACGUGGUCAUAUCCGAUGUACGAGAGGAGUUGGUUGUGUACGUCAACGGAGUGCCGUACAUGCGUCGUGAGCUGGAGAUGCCGGCUGCCGCCAUGCACCAUGCGGGUAUCCAUGCGGCUCAGUUACAGGAGCUGGAGCAGCUGCUGAAGGAGGAUGUGCAGGACGAGGCGGCCCUGUGGGGUGGCCGCGUGCUGCUCCACCGGGAGCUAGCCGCCCCCGCCGCCGCCGGUCCCUCAGGAGCCUCCCCGGGCAAGCCCAGCGGCGGCAGCGGAGCUCCCUCCGCUGCCACCUCCCCCGGCCCCGCGCCUGCCGGCACCAGCGACUCCUCCGGCGCUCCCGCUACCAUCACCGCUACUACCACAACCACAAGCAGCGGCAAUAACAGCAGCAGCAGUGACAACGGUAAAAGCGGUGGCGCCGGAGGCAAGAUGGACGAUGUAACUCGUCUGGUGGACUUGUACCCUGGAAGCAGCGUUGCACCCUUCUGGGAAGAGGUAGACGGUGACUCGCCCUCCGCGCUCCUGUCGCCGCUGGAGCUCAUGCAACAGCUCGCGGAGGCAGGGUACCGCAUCAGUUACCGCCGCAUUCCCCUGUCGCGAGAGCGAACCCCCGAGGCGGCGGAUGUGGAUGCGCUGCACGCGCAGCUCGCGGACUCGGCGGCGACGGCGGCGGCGUCGCUGGCGGCGGCAGCAAUGACGGUGGAUGAUGCCGCCGACGGCGACGGUAGCGACGGCAGCGACAGCGGCGACGGCAGCCCGGCAGCUGGUAAGCCAGAGGUGAUCCACCUCAUCCUGUCACGCACACCCACGGGCUCAUCCGCGCGUUUCGUGUGCUCGCUGUUCGGAACCUACUUGUCGAGGGAGUCGACGAUGGCAGCGGCGACGCAGCACGCCGCCGCAGGCGGCGGCCUUGGCUUCGGUGUCGGCUCGCCCAUCGGCGGCUCGCCCAUUCGCUCCGCCGUCCUCGCGGCGGCAGGCGGCGCCGGCGGGUUGUCGCCGCCCAUGCCUGGCUCCGCGGGCAGCGGCAGUGGCGUGCAUGCCUCUCGCUCGCUGGACGUGUCGGCCGGGGAGUACCGCGGGAUAAUGUCGCUGUGUCGGCUGUUGCCGGGCGGGUUUGAGGCCAAGCUGGCGGUGGAUGGGGCCAUUUCGGCGGUGGCAAAGGAGGUGGGCGACAUGCUUCGGGAUAUCCAUGACUGCAAGGCGCAAGCCGAGGCGCCUGGCCCUGCCACCACUGCAGCAGCAGCAGCCACCUCAGGCGGAGGCACCGCAGUGCCGGCAGUGGCGCUGCUAGGCCCUCAGUUCGCAGCCCGACAGCUGGGACUGCACUACCUGAAGCGCUAUUUCCUGCUCGUUACCUAUAGGUGCUAUCUGGACCACGGCGCCUUCCGGAGGUGUUCCUUCGCGGAUUGGGUUCGACAGCAGCCGGAGCUGCACCACCUGGCCAAUCACCUAACGCUGGACACGUGAGGGACACGCGAGGCGGUUAGGCAGUCAACCCAAGGAAGCUAGUUGGGAUGCAUUCGGAACCGACCCAAAUCGGAAUCAUCCUCCUGGAAGCUGGGUAACCGGCCAUCUCACGCGGGUCAUGCGAGAGGCCGUUGGGGCUGAGGAUGAGGGGCUGAGGACGCAUGCGGGAGAAGAAAUUAAGGUGUUCAGCAGGAACUAGAAGCAAGCGAUGAGAGGAGCAAGGCAAGGCGCGCAAAAGCUGACCGGCAGGAUUCUGGAGAAAGUUGUAGGUGGAGAGGGAUGAGGAGGGUAUCCCCCUGGCAGGCUGCGAGCGUCCUUCGUGCGUAAAAGGAGGUUGCUGAAGGGGCGCUGCAAAUGCUGGUCGUGCUCUAGUCAAUAAGAGUAGAACUGCCAAGGUAGCGUACAUGGGCAAUCGGAAUAAUCUUCGCCUUACGCCCUCUCGCGAACGGGUUGGUUUUUUGGUCCUCUCGCGUUCGCUUUUGCACCGGGUUUACAGGUUACAUCGGUCUGCCAAGAUCACAGCAGCGGAUUUCCUUGUACCCGCAUAUGUAUGUACUUAUCAACUUCGCGGGCGCGUUGCUGUUGCCAAUAUGUUUCAGCUGAUUGAAGUCGCUGCUUACCUGCUUAAUGCCACUGUUAGACGGGUGACAGUCUUGGUUCUACAGGUAGCCGCAGGAUGUAGGGCGUCAUCGGAGAGAUGUGUUGGAACGUAGCGUGAACCAUGAAGACAGCGUAGGCUGCGGAGACAUGUUGGUUGAGGUGGAGAAUGCCCUAUCAGCUUGGUCCUAGCCAGGCCUGUAGAGGGUUGCAGAAAUGGAUACUGCGUCACUAAGCAAGUAAUUCCCUUGCCCAAGGCAGACAAUCGAUUGUCAUAUUUGUAAGUAGGCCGUAACGCCGGCAUGCAUGGACUUACCAGGAGAUCAGGCUGCGGUCAGGGAUGCGGUAGAGUUGGGUGCGUUUGGGUGUGUUCCAGGCUAGGGCAUGCCUUGACGCUUGGACGGAUGUCGAGUUCCCAAGCGGGCCCCCGAGAAUGGAACGGCGUUUUCCCUCACAGUCAGAUGGGCCGAAGCCCCUAUCUAGGUUGUCCAACUCUUGUAGUUGUAGUGGUGUCCCAUCUUUGGCUUUGAAGCCGGCUAAGGAGGAGGCGAACAUGGUGUGUACGCUGUAAUUUAUGCACCCU